Scedosporium apiospermum is the source of this 1602-nucleotide messenger RNA. RefSeq lists its product as uncharacterized. The transcript has 3 exons. The record is from RefSeq and is a predicted model, not a curated record. Lineage: Eukaryota; Fungi; Ascomycota; Sordariomycetes; Microascales; Microascaceae. Bases 1 to 1602 code for a protein of 533 amino acids. Gene Ontology annotation, molecular function: glycosyltransferase activity. Gene Ontology annotation, cellular component: membrane.
AUGAGACGCAAGAUGGAGACCGCCUUGGAAGGGCUGGCGGCAGCUCUUGCCGCCACCACCCUCGCCCCGUGUAAGACAUACCCACCUCCUCCGCCUGGCCAUCACGGUCCUCCCGCCGGACACCCACCUCACCUCCAUGGCCCUCCGCCGCCGCCUCCACCCCCGCAUCCUGCUCACCCCGACGCUCCUCACCUCGAUGGCACUCACCCCGAUGGCGCUCACCCCGACCCUCAAAGACCAGCGCCCUCCCAGGAGGAGGAAUCAAUCGCAUCCCUCAGCAACUCCGCUGGCCCCAGUGUUUCUCUCGUUCAGGAGGACCCAUUGUGCGCUCACCACCCUGACACGAGCAACAUCGCCGUCGUCAUGAAGACCGGCGCAACGGAAUCCUUCGCCCGGCUCCCAACCCAGUUCAUGACUGUGCUCCGCUGCAUCGACGACUUCCUCGUCUUCUCCGACAUGAACCAGACCAUCGCCGGCGUCGAGGUCCUCGACGCCCUAGAUGAGGUUCUUGAGUCCGCCAAGAAAGACAACCGCGACUUCGACCUCUACCGGACCCAGCUCGCCUGCGACGUCGACCAGAAGCCGUGCACGAGCGCCCUCAACGCCGCCGAAGCGGGAUGGAAUCUUGAUAAGUACAAGAACAUCCACAUGGCCGCGAAGACGUGGAAGCGCCUGCCCGACAAGGAUUGGUAUCUUUUCAUCGACGCCGACACCUACGUUACGUGGAAUACUCUUGUCAUGUGGCUCAAGACGCUCGACCCCAAAAAGAAGAUCUAUCUAGGAAGCGUGGCUCUCAUUCGUGAUUAUCCCUUUGCGCACGGUGGGAGCGGGUAUAUUCUUUCUCGUGCGGCGAUGGAGGCUUUCGUUGGUGAGCAUCCGCGCGUCGCGAAUGAGUACGAUGAGGAUGUUCACAAUCACUGCUGUGGCGACUUUCUUCUUGCCAAGGCUCUCAACGAGACGGCUGGCGUACCAGUCACUCAAGUGUGGCCCACCAUCAACGGCGAAAAGCCCUUUACCCUCCCUUAUAGCAACUCGCACUGGUGCCAACCCAUCGCCACAAUGCACCACAUGAGCCCCGAGGAAAUCUCCUCCUUCUGGGAAUAUGAAACCGCCCGCUACGCCGCCGCCCUCAACUCGACACCCCGGUCGUCGUCCAAAUCGUCCGCCAAGCCCGAACUCGAGCCGAUUCUCGCUAGAGACAUCUACCACGAGUUCUUCGCCCGCCGCCUCGUGGCCCGCCGAGACGACUGGGACAACGCUAGUGGCGAGCGUCUCUACCUUAACAGCUCCGCCAAGGAGUACUCGGAGUCGCAGCUCAAGAAGGCCUACAACGACGCCAAGAAGACCGAGGUCGAGAAGAAGGCGCAUAUGUCGUUUGAGAACUGUAGGGCUGCUUGUCGUGAGACGAAGAGGUGUUUCCAGUUUUCUUUCAAGGAUGGAGUCUGCGGGUUCUCGUUCUCCAUUCGCCUCGGUAAGCCCGUGCCGCCUAAGGAGAACACGAAGGCCCACGAUAGGAUGGCUUCGGGGUGGGAUGUUGAGAAGAUUGAAGAAUGGGUCGAGAAGAAUAAGGUGUGCAAAAAGGUGUUUUGGCCAAAUAUUUAA